Malassezia sympodialis ATCC 42132 is the source of this 2190-nucleotide messenger RNA. RefSeq lists its product as uncharacterized. The record is from RefSeq and is a predicted model, not a curated record. The transcript is spliced from 2 exons. NCBI's taxonomy places the organism in Eukaryota, Fungi, Basidiomycota, Malasseziomycetes, Malasseziales, Malasseziaceae. Gene Ontology annotation, molecular function: telomerase inhibitor activity; G-rich strand telomeric DNA binding. Gene Ontology annotation, biological process: regulation of telomere maintenance via telomerase; telomere capping. Bases 1 to 2190 code for a protein of 729 amino acids. Gene Ontology annotation, cellular component: nuclear telomere cap complex.
AUGGGCCGCUCGCGCCGCCGCCGCCCUGCGGUCGAGAUGCGCGUGGUCGAGCGUGCGAAUGUACCGUAUCCAGUGCAGGACACAGAGUCAGGGCCGCCGUUCGCCUCGUCGGGCGCGCAGCAGAGUCACCCCGACACGCCGCUGCUGGGCAUUGAUCCCGGCGAGUAUUCGAUGCUGGGCGAGAAUGCGCCGCUUGCGCGCUGGCUUGCGCGCAUCGCGCGGGGACGCGGCGCGACGGUGUGCACGGCGGGCGCGCUGAGCCACGUCACAGAGGUGGGCACAGAGGCCACGCCGUCGUUCCAGUGCUGCCUGGACGCGCCGGACGGCUGUGCGGUGCCGCUCAUGCUCCGCGGGCGCCAUGCGAUAGCGCUGCACCAGGCGCUUGGUCGGCAUGCAGCGUCCACGCCGAUCUACGUGUUCGUGUCUGGCUACGGCGCCGAGCUCCAGCGCCUCCCGAAGGACCCGCCGCGCGCCGGCGUCGUGUGGGCCGAGCAGUUCGCGCUCAAGGCGCUCGUCGAGACGGCCGACGCGGGCCCUCUCACACUGUGGUUCGAGAGCGAUCGCACGCGGCCCGCUACGGUCGUGGUUCAGCCGGCCGAUGCGCCGAAGCCCACGCUCUGCAGUGACGCGUGGUUCGGCUCGUGUGCGGACGCCGACGAGGCGCCCCCGGCGCCGGCAGACACGCGUCCCACGACGGCGUCCCCCGAGCGCACGCAUCCGCCCACCGAGUGCGACCAGCUGACCUAUACCCCUCUCCACGAGAUCCACGCGGGCCAGCUCGCGAAUGUCAUGGGCGUGCUCGUUGAGCCGCCGACCGUGCGCGGCACCGACAAGGGCGCGGACGCCAUGGUGCGCGUGUACCUUCGCGCACCGACGCAGCCGGGCGCGCCGGGCACGGUCGUGCCCGCGAACCUGUUUGCGCGCCAGCUCGAUCAGCUCCCGCACCACGCGCGCGCGGGCGACGCGAUCCUGCUCCGCCACAUUCAGUGCAAAGAGUUCCUGGGGCGUGUCGUCUGUGUGGGCCCCGCGUUCCGGCCCUACUCGUGGGCCCUCUGCUCACAUGGCACCUUCACGCAGCUCCCAGGCACGCACAUCGGUCCCGAAGAGGCCGCGGCGCUGACGCAGCUGACGCAGUCCAGCGAGCCGCGCGCGCCUGCGCCCCUCCCGACCAUUGCCGAGCUGCGGGCGGGCACGACGGCCGACCUCGUCGUGGAGCUCGUCGCGGUGCACCUCGGUCGGCACGUGCCGGAUCUGUAUGUCACGGACUACUCGUGCAACGAGGCGCUGCAGCAGAACGACGAGCACCUGCAGCGCCGCUUUGGACGCGACGAGGCGAGCUGCCGCGGGCGCGUCUUCCAUGUGGGCCUGUGGGGGGAGCAAGGCGCACUGGCGCUGCGCUUGCAUGCCGGCCAGUUUGUGCGCCUCGGGCGGGUCCAUGUACGUGCACAUACGUGGCAAGGCCUGCUCGGCGCGAUGGGCAGUCAGAGUCGCCAGAGCGACACCAUUACGAUCCUUGACGAGCGUGAUGCGCUGCUUGCGCCCCUCCUGCAGCGCCGGCGCUCAUGGAUGACGCAGCGCGCGGCGCAGAAACGCAGCGCGUCACCCGUAGCUGCGCCGCCCCCCGCGCGCAUGCGCACCGCGUCGCCGAGCGCGCAUGCUGCGCCGGAGAGUGACGAGCCCGGCGCACUGCCGCCCGCCUCGCUGUUUCCCGUCGCUGCGAUGGAACCGGUGCAGGCGCCACGCGAGGCCGACGUGGCCGGCUGCGUGCUCCGCCUCGCGCCAGACACCGACUGGCGCCGCACGUGGUGCCGACGCUGCGACGUCCUGUAUGUGCCCACGACUUACGCCAGCCUUCCCCGUGAACACCGAUUCUGCGUGCAGUGUGCCGACGAGGACGGCAAGCACCUGUGCCCGGAGCUGGCCUUCUCUCUCGACAUAUGCGACCCGCGCGAUGCGCCGCGCACGCAGCGCGGCGCGCAGCAUGUCCCGGCGCUCACGGUCUCCGUGCGUGGUGCAGCAGCCGAGCCGCUGCUGCGCUGCUCGGCACACGCGUACCUGCACAGCAGCGCACAGCGCGCGAGGGCGCACCAGGUGGCCCUGGCACUGACCGCGGCGCCCGCCGCGCAUGUCCUCCACAUGCGUGUGCGCUGGGCGUGUGGCGCUUAUGUCCUCGUGGCGUCUCGGAGAUAA